Messenger RNA from Sarcophilus harrisii (Tasmanian devil), 2640 nucleotides. RefSeq names its product U2 small nuclear RNA auxiliary factor 2 (gene U2AF2). NCBI's taxonomy places the organism in Eukaryota, Metazoa, Chordata, Mammalia, Dasyuromorphia, Dasyuridae. Gene Ontology annotation, molecular function: pre-mRNA 3'-splice site binding; poly-pyrimidine tract binding. Bases 699 to 2126 code for a protein of 475 amino acids. Gene Ontology annotation, cellular component: nucleus; U2AF complex; commitment complex. The transcript has 12 exons. Gene Ontology annotation, biological process: mRNA processing. The record is from RefSeq and is a predicted model, not a curated record.
UUCACCAGCUCCGGCGCAGGCGUAACUUAGGUACGGCUCGACCUCGCGGGGCGGCCCGCACAGGCGCACAAAAGCCCCGCCCCCGGGCAGGCUCCACGGCGGCGCGGCCUACCAGUCGGCGCCCUCGGUUCCUCUCGCGAGCCGCGCCCCGAGCCGGAAGCAAUCGAAACGCAGAGAGCGGGGAGGCGGGAGUCGGAGGAGCGCCUCCGGAAAGAGCCGAAACCGGGCCCGAGCGCCUCCGGAAAGAGCCGAAAGCCGGAGGGGGCCGCGCGGUCGCAGGGGCCGGCAGGAGAAUACGACGCGCUCGUCCGCGUUCGAUCUCCAGCGCAAACUCGAGCCUCUUCCGGCAGGGCCUGUGCGGCCUCGCGCGCCCCAACAGGAGAGGGCUCCUUUCAGCCGGAGCCCGGGAGCCGCUGAGGCAGAGGCCGCGCGCUCCGUUCGGCCGGGCGAAGCGGGGCGGGGGCCGGAAGCGGCCGAAGCGUUCCGGAAAAAGCCGAAGCGAUUCGGGCUCCUCCUCGAGCGAGCGGGAGGCGGGGCCGGGGGCGGAGCCUGAGCGGGGGCCGGAAGCGGGCGAGGCAGGCGCCGGAAGUGGGCGAGGCGGCGCCGAGGGCAGGCGAGGCAGGCCAGGCCGGGCCAGGCGGGGGGGACGGGACGGGGGAGAAGGCGCGAGCGCGGGCCGCGGCCGGCCGCCCCUCAGCAUGUCCGACUUCGACGAGUUCGAGCGGCAGCUCAACGAGAAUAAGCAGGAACGAGACAAGGAGAACCGUCAUCGUAAACGCAGCCACAGCCGGAGCCGCAGCCGAGACCGGAAGCGCCGGAGUCGCAGCCGAGAUCGCCGCAACCGAGACCAGCGGAGUGCUUCUCGGGACCGGAGGCGGCGCAGCAAACCUUUGACCAGAGCCGCUAAGGAGGAACACGGUGGAGUAAUUCGUUCCCCUCGCCAUGAGAAGAAAAAGAAGAUCCGCAAAUACUGGGAUGUCCCGCCGCCGGGCUUCGAGCACAUCACCCCCAUGCAAUACAAAGCAAUGCAAGCUGCCGGUCAGAUUCCAGCCACCGCCCUCCUUCCAACCAUGACCCCUGAUGGCCUGGCCGUGACCCCCACCCCCGUGCCCGUGGUGGGGAGCCAGAUGACCCGGCAGGCCCGCCGCCUCUAUGUCGGCAAUAUUCCUUUUGGCAUCACAGAGGAAGCCAUGAUGGAUUUCUUCAACGCCCAGAUGCGCCUCGGAGGGCUCACCCAGGCCCCCGGCAACCCGGUCUUGGCCGUGCAGAUUAACCAGGAUAAGAACUUUGCCUUCCUAGAGUUCCGAUCAGUGGAUGAGACAACUCAGGCCAUGGCCUUUGACGGCAUCAUCUUCCAGGGCCAAUCCCUCAAGAUCCGAAGGCCCCAUGACUACCAGCCGCUGCCCGGCAUGUCCGAAAAUCCCUCCGUCUACGUGCCCGGUGUCGUGUCCACUGUGGUCCCCGAUUCCGCUCACAAGCUGUUCAUUGGGGGCCUCCCCAACUAUCUGAACGAUGAUCAGGUAAAGGAACUGCUGACUUCAUUCGGGCCCCUCAAAGCCUUUAACCUGGUCAAGGACAGCGCCACAGGUCUCUCCAAGGGCUACGCCUUCUGUGAGUACGUGGACAUCAACGUCACUGACCAGGCCAUCGCGGGGCUGAACGGGAUGCAACUGGGGGAUAAGAAGCUACUGGUACAGAGGGCUAGUGUGGGAGCCAAGAACGCCACGCUGGUGAGCCCUUCGAGCACGAUAAACCAGACGCCGGUGACCCUGCAAGUCCCGGGCCUGAUGAGCUCGCAGGUGCAGAUGGGCGGCCACCCCACGGAGGUCCUGUGCCUCAUGAACAUGGUGCUCCCCGAGGAGCUGCUGGAUGACGAGGAGUACGAGGAGAUAGUGGAGGACGUCCGGGAUGAGUGCAGCAAGUACGGGGUGGUCAAGUCCAUCGAGAUCCCCCGGCCCGUGGACGGAGUGGAGGUCCCCGGCUGUGGCAAGAUCUUCGUGGAGUUCACCUCGGUGUUCGACUGUCAGAAGGCGAUGCAGGGCUUGACCGGCCGCAAGUUCGCCAACAGAGUGGUUGUCACAAAGUACUGUGACCCCGACUCCUACCACCGCCGGGACUUCUGGUAGAAGCAGCUGGGGAGGGGGCCGGGUCGGGGGCCGGAGCCGGCUGGGGGCCCCCUUCCCUUCCCCCUCCCUCGGCCCGCUAGGAGGAGGAAGAGGCCCCUCGGAGGCAGAAGGCGGAGGGGCUGAAGCUCGGGCAGGGGAGGGGCUGGGGUGCGGACACACAGACACACACACACACACACACACACACAGGGGGAUGGGGGAGGGGGGAGGGCACUGGGGGGGGGUGGGCCCCCCCCCUCCCCUCGCGGUAGCAACAUAGCGUGUUUAUAUUUUACGGCCAAAACUUUUUUCAAUUUUGUUCUCCCGACCCUCGCCCUCCGCCCCCCAGGACCACGAAGCCCUCCCCGCCCCUCCCCUUCCCGGGACCCGCCCCUCCCCGUGAUGGUUUCUUAUGUAGUAGAGAUGUUGUUUCUCUCCGCCCCGCCCCCUUCCCGCUGCCCCGCCCCCACCCCGGCAGUUUCAUAUUUGCUAAAGACGAAUUUGCUCAUUAAACAUUUUGUUGUAUUUUACUUUA